Messenger RNA from Rhizophagus irregularis DAOM 181602=DAOM 197198, 336 nucleotides. RefSeq lists its product as uncharacterized. The record is from RefSeq and is a predicted model, not a curated record. NCBI's taxonomy places the organism in Eukaryota, Fungi, Glomeromycota, Glomeromycetes, Glomerales, Glomeraceae.
AUGCUUUAUGACAAAUUAGAACGUGACAUUAAUAUUAAUCUAAAUGGAAUUGGUGAUUCAAUAGGCAAUACAGCCCAGGAUGUAGGCGAUUCAUUAAAUAAUGCUGCAAAAUAUACUGGCAAUGCAAUACAGAAUGUUACCAAUACAGCUAUCGGGGGAAUAGAUAAACUUGCACAAGAAGCUAUCACAGCUGUACUAUCAGCCUUUGAUAAUUUUGUUCUUAAAGUACCUACCAAUGCCUAUUCUUCUCACUUUCAAUUCAUUAAAUUCGGUGACUUAAGAAAUGUAGUUACUUUUCAAAGUAAUAAAACAGCAUUACUAGAUUUCAACAAUUGA